Messenger RNA from Oncorhynchus mykiss (rainbow trout), 2969 nucleotides. RefSeq lists its product as uncharacterized. NCBI's taxonomy places the organism in Eukaryota, Metazoa, Chordata, Actinopteri, Salmoniformes, Salmonidae. The record is from RefSeq and is a predicted model, not a curated record.
CUAGUGUAAUAAUAAUAAUAAGUAAUCAAAGUAAAGUAAGUAAGAAAGUAAUAGUGUAAUAAGUAAUCUUGUGUAUAUUACUCUUAGUGUUUAGAACACAACUAUGUUUCCGUUUCUACUAGUUCAUUUAAACGUAAUUUGCUUGUUAAAUUAGCACAUGUUACAUUGAUACUGCACGAGGCUAAUCGCCCGGAGCAUGAGGUCACUAAACUAGACGUAGAAAGAAACUGGUGAAAGGAGAGGAAGAAGUUUUCAGGAUGAUAAAGGAGGAAGAGGAGGCUAUCACAUUGAAAGAAGAAGAGGAUGAUAUUACAGGGAAAGAGGAAGAUGGGAAAGAGGUUGUCAGAGUGGAAAAGGAGGAAGUAGAAGCUUUCAGAAUCAAAAAGGAAGAAGGUGCCGUAACAUUGAAAGAAGAGAAUGUAGUGAAAGAAGAGGAAGAACAUUUUGGUGUAAAAGAGGAAGAGGAGGCUAUCUCAAUAAAAGAGGAGGAGGAGACGGAAGUUCCGAUUACCACCAGAGAGAGACAUGACUAUUGUGGAUCCUCUAGGGAGCCUCGACAACAUCCUGAUGCUGACGAGGAAGAGAAGAGUCUCUCCAGAUCAGAACACCAGAUGGACAACGCUAGCCCUUCCUCCCUCCUGGAGUCCAUGUGUUGUGCCUCUCCUAGUUGCUCCUUACUGCUGGGUAUGAAGAGGUUGUCUGUGCUGCUGGUGGACUGCAGGAAAACAACAGGGCUGAGUGGAACUGUGAGAGGAGGAGAAAAGAAAGGAUCAGAUUUGACACAUCAAAGAGAAAAAAACAACUCGGAGGAACCAGAGCCAGAGAUAGAGAUGUCCAAACCAGCAAGACGACACCUCUGCUCCCAGAUUGGAAAGAGUUUCAUCAAGUUAGGAAACCUGAAAGUUCAUGAGCGAAUGUACACAGGGGAGCAGCCAUACCAUUGCGCCCACUGUGGAAAGAGUUUUAAACGGUUAGACACCCUGAAAUCUCAUGAGCGAACACAUACAGGGGAGAAGCCUUUCCAUUGCUCCCAGUGUGGAAAGAGUUUUAGCCAGGUAGGAAACCUGAAAACUCAUGAGAGAAUACACACAGGGGAGAAGCCUUUCCAUUGCUUCCAGUGUGGAAAGAGUUUUAGCCACUUAAGAAAUCUGAAAUCUCAUGAGCGAACACACACAGGGGAGAAGCCUUUCCAUUGCACCCAUUGUGGAAAGAGUUUUAGCCAGUUAGUUAACAUGAAAAGACAUCAGCGGAUACACACGGGAGCAAAGCCACACCAUUGCUCCCAGUGUGGAAAGAGGUUUAGCCAGCCAGGAAAGCUGAAAGCUCAUGAGCGAAUACACACAGGGGAGAAGCCUUUCCAUUGCUCCCAGUGUGGAAAGAAUUUUAUGCGGUUAGACACCCUCAAAACUCAUGAGCGAAUACACACGGAGGAGAAGCCAUACCAUUGUGCCCAGUGUGGUGAGAGUUUUAGCCAGUCAGGAAUCCUGAAAGAUCAUGAGCGAACACACACAGGGGAGAAGCCUUUCCAUUGCACCCAUUGUGGAAAGAGUUUUAGCCAGUUAGUUAACAUGAAAAGACAUCAGCGGAUACACACGGGAGCAAAGCCACACCAUUGCUCCCAGUGUGGAAAGAGUUUUAGCCAGGUAGGAAACCUGAAAACUCAUGAGCGAACACACACAGGUGAGAAGCCUUUCCAUUGCUCCCAGUGUGGAAAGAGUUUUAGCCACUUAAGAAAUCUGAAAUCUCAUGAGCGAACACACACAGGGGAGAAGCCAUACCAUUGUGCCCAGUGUGGUGAGAGUUUUAGCCAGUCAGGAAUCCUGAAAGCUCAUGAGCGAACACACACAGGGGAGAAGCCUUUCCAUUGCACCCAUUGUGGAAAGAGUUUUAGCCAGUUAGUUAACAUGAAAAGACAUAAGCGGAUACACACGGGAGCAAAGCCACACCAUUGCUCCCAGUGUGGAAAGAGUUUUAGCCAGGUAGGAAACCUGAAAACUCAUGAGCGAACACACACAGGUGAGAAGCCUUUCCAUUGCUCCCAGUGUGGAAAGAGUUUUAGCCACUUAAGAAAUCUGAAAGCUCAUGAGCGAACACAUACAGGGGAGAAGCCUUUCAAUUGCUCCCAGUGUGCAAAGCGUUUUACCCAUUUAGGAAAUCUGAAAGAACAUGUGAGACUGCACACAGGGGAGAAAUCUUACAAGUGCUCAGACUGUGGGAAAACAUAUUGCUCAUCACAGUCACUUAAACGUCAUGUGAGAAUCCACACAGGAGAAAAUAAUUACUUAUCCUAGUGUGUAAAUUGAUAUUUCACAUCACAUUGACUUAAAAUUCAUCAGAGAACAUACACAGUGCUCCCAUUGUCUUAUAUUGUUGACUGAGAAUGGGUUUACUUGUUUAUACCAUAUGAAAUUAAAUUAAUAAUUGUACCAAGUAUACUCAAACAUAUAUUUGUAUGUUUUUAUUAGAAAACAUUAAUUGAAUAUGGAGUUGUCAGUUUCAAUGUAGGAUAGAUCAGGUUCCAUGUGUUUAAAUUGUCAUUUUUUAAACUCUGUGUGUGUUUAUCUGGGUGUCAUUCCUCCAGCACCACAGAUUAAUUAACAAGUGAUAUUUGGAUGUGAUGCAUUUGUUCCAUUGUUGACAUUUGCAUUAUUGGCCCACUGAUGAUUUAAUGAAAUGAAAAUGUUCAGACUCUGUAAUGGAAAAUGUUAAUUGUUUGUGUGUCCACAUAACUGAGUAUGUGACUAACCUUGUGAAACUGUCCAAUUAUAAUCUCCUGUUCUUGGGAGUAUCAUUCUGUGUUGCAAACCAAUUUGCACCUGUGUCCUUGUAUGAACAAGGUCCCGCCCAGGAACAGGAAACUAUAAAGAUAUGUGCUCAUCACCCAAUGCUUCAGGAAUUCAGACUGUCUACACUGCGCUGUGUAACUCUGUUAUUCUCUCUGAGCUCAGAAAUAAAGAAUCUUGGUUUGA